AUGGCAACUCAUACCCCCCAUCAGACUCCGAUCAAAAAUUCUCGGUCAUCAAAUAAAAAAUUACCUAUGAUUGUUGAUAUUGCAAUUGAUAAUAAUGGUAAGCAGUUGUAUCAAGUCCACGAAUCUUCAAAGCUAGUGAGAAAGGAGAUGCCCAAAUCAACUAAUUUUAAUAAUAAUAAUUAUGAUUCUUUAACAAAUACUCAAAAUAUUGCUGCCAGUGCUGCCAGUGCUUCUGCUUCUGCUUCUAAUCCUCUUUCCAAUUCAGUUGCUGCUCCCACUGGUGUAAAUAACACUUUAUUAGAUAAUGACGAAGAAAGAACUCCAAUCAGAAGAAUCUUGGGUACUAUAAGUCCUUCCACUCUUAAUCAAAAAAAAUCAAACCUUUCAUCAGAUUCAGAUCAAGAAGAUUUUGUAGAUCAACAAGAUUCUAAUCGUUCCAAAAACUUAUAUGAAAAUGAGUAUAAUCAAUAUACUUUUAUGGGUGUGAAUGUUAAUUCUAAUUUAAUUGCUGGUCCAAGUAAUAGUUUUGAUACUUCUGCUACUAAUAGUUCAAAUAAUAAUUUAUCUCAACAAGAUACUGAUAUUUGGUCAGAAGAUGUUGAAAAUGCAUUUGAAGAAGUUUUAAGUAUUAUACCAAAAAAUGGUUUAAAUAAAAUUAAAAUAAGUGGUCGCUCAUGUGGUAGAAAUGAAUUAAUAUCUGAUUAUAUCUUAACCAAAACAGGCAAAUUUAGGAGUCGUAAACAAGUUUCAAGUCAUAUACAAGUCAUAAAAAAUUUAGGUCAAAAAUUAGAUAUUAUAAAAUUAAUUAAUGAUGGUCCAAUUUUCAACUCUAAAGAAGAACAGGAAAUGAGUACUAAAAAAUUUGAAGAAAUUUUUUCAAAAAUUAAUUUAAAUAAAAGUCUAGGGUUGAAUGAUUCGAUUAAUAAUAUAUCUAAUAAUUCAACUGGUUUGAAAAGAAGAUUAAAUCCAUCAUCUAAUAUCAAAAGAUUCAAAUUUAAUAAGGUUAAUAUUAAAUUAGAAAAUUUUUUUAUAUCGAUUCAAGAUUCAAACAAUGCUAAUCCAAUAAUUUUAACUCUACAAAAAAAUGAAGAACCUAAUUUCUUAAAGUUAAAAGAAAACGCUAUUAUUUCAAAUAGAUUUCCUGGUUUAAAUGAUUUUCAAAAUACUUCAAUUCCAAUAAUUCAUAAUAUGGUCAAUCUAAAUUUGCCAAACCAAUUACCAUUAAAUUAUUCAAUUGAUAAUGGUUUGAAGACAAAUCUUUACAUUAAUCUAAAUGAGUAUAUAAACUUAAAUGAAUCUAUAUCAAUUUUUACUGGAAUUUAUUCUUUUGGUAAUGAAGUUUUGAAAAUUAAUGAUGAUGAUUUUAAACUAAAUGAAAAUAAACCAUUUUUAAUAAAAUUUUGGAAAUUUUUCUUCAAUCAGUUAUUAUCAAAACCAAAUUCUAUGAAUACUGCUUUGAAAAGUGUCACUAUCAAACAAAUUAUUUACGAAAAUACAAAAGAUUUUAAUAAUAAUACUAACAAUAAGACAUAUGCGGUUUCUAAACUGAAAAUUAAAGCUGUUUUAUUGUGGGAAUUUGCUAAAGUCGAAGAUAUCAAACAUGCCAUAACUACGACUACUAAGUUAGUAUUACCCGAUAAAAUUUCUAAUGAACCAACAAAUUUUCAACCAUAUAAUCAAACCAAUAGCUUUGAACAGCAGAAUAGUUUAUUAGAAAGUUCAUUAUUAUCUGAAAAUGCUAUUCUUCCACAAUCAGUUACCUAUCAACCCACCUCGAAUAAUUUAGUGCCUAAUGGUAACUUUUCUGCAUCUACAGCAAAUUCAAUGGUGACACCGUCUAAUAAUUUGAAUUCAGCUUCUACAUUAGCAACAUCAAACACGAUUGCUACUCCAAUUCUAGAGAAUGCUAUUAUAUCUUCAUCCAAUGCAGUACCUCAAGUAAAUGUUCAAAGAAAAUUUCAAUCGUUACAACAACAACAACAUCAUCAACCAGGAGAAUUUGAAUUUGAACAUGAUCAAAACUAUUCUCAGCCAGUCACAACUACAAGUGCUCCGUUGGUGGUUCCAUCUGCCCCAACAAAUGCUGGUCAACAACCAGCAGCCCCACCUUAUCAACCGGUUCCAAUUAUGCCGCCAACUCAACAACAAUUUCCAUAUCAAACUCAACAAUUCCCUCAGGUACCAUUGCCUCCAAAUCAUCAACCAAUGAAUAUGGAUUUAAUGAUGAUCCAACCAAAUGAUCAGUCCCAGGAUUAUCAGUUCGGCGGGCUAUUAUACCCUGAACCACCUUCAUUUAUUGGCGAUCAAUUCUAA
Molecule: messenger RNA, 2313 nt
Organism: Hyphopichia burtonii NRRL Y-1933
Lineage: Eukaryota; Fungi; Ascomycota; Pichiomycetes; Serinales; Debaryomycetaceae
Gene: TEC1
Product: transcription factor TEC1
Exons: 1
Coding region: 1-2313 (770 amino acids)
Biological process (GO): regulation of transcription by RNA polymerase II
Cellular component (GO): transcription regulator complex
Molecular function (GO): RNA polymerase II cis-regulatory region sequence-specific DNA binding; DNA-binding transcription factor activity, RNA polymerase II-specific
Source: RefSeq, a predicted model, not a curated record